CCGUGCUGUCGCAAGAGCAACGCGACUUCUCUUCUUUGCGUGCGCGCAUUAAUCUGUGACACACGAUUACUGCAUUAAACGUCACCGACAAUCACGUGAUCUUGAUUGACGACUUUUUUUUCUUGCGCUGCACCUUCCUGAGGAACGAAGGUUGCAUAAAUUCACAUAAAUUCGCGACAGUACCGAAAUCAGUCAUCUUUCGAUGCAUCGUAUUAUCUGAGAUCAUCGUCUCAGACUUGAACUUUAUCGAGUCUUAUUUUUAGCAGCACGACGUCAAAUCGAACGCUGAACUGGAGCGGGAAGACGCAACUCGAUCGAAAAUUAUGGAUACGAGAAUACAGUAUCCUGAGGCGCGCAGGGAUGAGAGCGUCGUCGACGAUUAUCACGGCGUUAAGAUAAGUGAUCCUUAUAGAUGGCUGGAAGAUCCAGAUUCACCAGAAACAAAAGCUUUUGUUGAUGCUCAAAACGCCAUUACUAAACCAUAUUUAACUGCGUGUAAAGCUCGUGACAAUAUUCAUGAUCGUUUGAAGCAAUUAUGGGAUUUUCCAAAGUACUCGUGUCCUGCCAAGCAUGGUGAAAAAUAUUACUUUUAUAAAAAUUCUGGUUUGCAAAACCAAAGUGUCUUAUACGUACAAGAUACCCUUGAAAGUGAACCAAAAGUAUUUCUUGAUCCUAAUACUUUUUCCGAGGAUGGAACUGUUGCAAUUACCAGUAGUAGUUUUACUGAGGAUGGUAGCAUUUUCGCAUAUGGAUUAUCUAAAAGUGGUUCUGACUGGAGGACUAUCCAUUUCCUGAAUACACAUACUAGUGAAAAGUACUCAGAAAUUUUGGAAAAAGUCAAAUUUUCAUCGAUUACAUGGACUCAUGACAACCGUGGUAUUUUUUAUGGACAAUAUCGAGAUCAGCAAGGAAAAACUGACGGCUCAGAAACAUUAGGUAAUGAAAAUCAAAAAUUAUGUUACCAUGUUGUUGGUACAUCACAAUCAGAUGAUGUUGUCGCAGUUGAGUUUCCUGAAGAACCUUUGUGGAGGAUAGGUGCACAAGUGUCUGAUUGUGGUAAUUGGCUCAUUGUUACUCCUCGGAAGGAUUGUAGGGAUAAUUUAGUAUAUUUUACACCAUUAGAAAAAGGAAAGGAAGUAAAGAACAACUUGCCAUUGACACAAGUUGUUGAUAAAUUUGAAGCUGAUUAUGAAUACGUGACCAAUAUUGAUAGUAAAGCUGUAUUCCGCACAAAUAAAAAUGCACCUAAUUACAAGUUAGUAGCUAUAGAUUUAUUGGAUUACGAACAACACAAAUGGGUUGAUCUUUUGCCAGAACAUCCUGAGAAUGUACUAGAUUGGGCUGAAGCUGUGGAUGGAGACAAAUUUGUUGCCUGUUAUAUACAAGAUGUUAAGAACAUUUUGCAACUGCAUUGCUUGAACACUGGUAAAGUUCUUAGAACAUUUCCUCUUGAUCUUGGUACUGUUGUUGGAUUCUCGGGAGAGAAGAAAUAUUCUGAGAUAUUUUAUCAGUUUACAUCAUUCCUAACCCCGGGCAUUAUAUACACAAUCGAUUUAAAAAAAGAAGAGGAGCCACGUAUCUUGCGAGAAAUCAAAGUGAAAGAUUUUGAUGCGAGUUUAUACAAAACUAGUCAAAUAUUUUAUAAAAGCAAGGAUAGUACAAAAGUACCCAUGUUUAUAGUAACAAGAAAUGAUGCUACAUUAGAUGGAACUAUGCCAGGCUUACUUUAUGGAUACGGUGGUUUUAAUGCAAGUAUUCAACCUACGUUCAGUGUUACAAGACUUGUUUUUAUUCAACAUUUCAAUGGAGUACUUGCAGUUGCUAAUGUUCGUGGAGGAGGUGAAUACGGAGAAAGAUGGCACAAUGCAGGACGCUUCUUUAACAGGCAAAAUGCAUUUGAUGAUUUUCAAUAUGCAGCAAAAUAUCUUGUAGAAAAUGGAUAUACUACCUCUGCGAAAUUAACGAUUCAAGGUGGCAGUAACGGUGGUCUGGCUGUUGGUGUAUGUGUAAAUCAAAGACCUGAUCUAUUCGGUGCUGCCAUAGCUCAAGUGGGAGUUAUGGAUAUGUUACGUUUUCAUAAGUUUACUAUCGGUUCUGCUUGGGUCUCGGAUUAUGGCAAUCCCGAUGAUCCCAAGCAUUUCGAGAACUUGUUGAAAUAUUCACCUUUACAUAAUGUAAGGAUACCACAAGAUGAUAUACAAUAUCCUGCGAUGUUGCUUUUGACUGCUGAUCAUGAUGACCGUGUCGUACCUUUGCAUACUCUUAAAUUAAUAGCCACUCUUCAAUAUACACUUGGAAAUGUAUCAAAACAGAAAAAUCCUUUAUUUGCAAAAAUAGAUACCAAGGCAGGUCAUGGCAGUGGAAAACCAACUAUGAAAAUGAUUGAAGAGAGUACUGACAUUUUAUCAUUUAUCGCGCAAUCCUUGGGCUUGGAAUUCAAAUUGUAAUUAAUGCUUAAAAAAAGUCUAAAACUCAACAAAUUUUACAUAAAAUUCAAAAUUAAUGGAUUGUAAUAUGAUGUAACUAAACGUGCUCGAUUAUCACGUAUAUUGCAACAUAUUGUUGUAAACUCAAGUAUGCUUUGAUUGCAAGUUCUUUUAUAAUAACGUGUUUUGUAUGGAAUAAAAAAGUAAGUAAAUUUGUACCUUACGACAGUGUUUAUGUAAUAUAUAUUUUUCUUUCAUUUAAAACGUAAUAAGCAUAUAAUCAAGCAUUGAAAAACAUUUAAUGAAGUGUGUUUUAAGAUAAUAUUAAAAAAAUACAUGUAGUAAUUAGCUACGUUUUACUAAAACAUUAAUCUCUCUACAAAAAUGUCUCCAUAUUUUUUAUUUGUUAUACAAGAAGAAAAUAAAUCUAAAAAAUUUCUUAAA
Molecule: messenger RNA, 2870 nt
Organism: Atta colombica
Lineage: Eukaryota; Metazoa; Arthropoda; Insecta; Hymenoptera; Formicidae
Product: prolyl endopeptidase
Exons: 13
Coding region: 324-2447 (707 amino acids)
Biological process (GO): proteolysis
Cellular component (GO): cytosol
Molecular function (GO): oligopeptidase activity; serine-type endopeptidase activity
Source: RefSeq, a predicted model, not a curated record